Messenger RNA from Helianthus annuus (common sunflower), 1234 nucleotides. RefSeq names its product zingipain-2. The record is from RefSeq and is a predicted model, not a curated record. Bases 20 to 1153 code for a protein of 377 amino acids. The transcript has 4 exons. Gene Ontology annotation, molecular function: cysteine-type endopeptidase activity. Lineage: Eukaryota; Viridiplantae; Streptophyta; Magnoliopsida; Asterales; Asteraceae. Gene Ontology annotation, cellular component: lysosome.
UCUUCUAGUCUUCAACACAAUGAAGCUCUCUUCAAUAGUGGUUCUCUUGCUUUUUGUUCUUUUUCCCAUCUCAUCCGCCAUGGACAAAUACGACGAAAUGACCACCACCACCAACGAUGAAGCCAAUGACAUGUUCAUGUCAUGGCUCGUUAAACAUGGCAAAAUCUACGACACCGUUGAAGAGAAGGGGAAGAGAUUUCAGAUUUUUAAAGAUAACCUCGAGUACAUAGAACAACACAACUCUGGUGGUCAUUCUUAUAAGCUUGGACUCAACAAAUUCGCAGAUUUGUCUCUUGAAGAGUAUCGGUUACUCUACACUAUGCCUAAAAAGAUCAACUCUAAGCGUAAGCUCAACAAUGUCAAGAGUGAUCGUUACUUUGUUCGUUCAGGCGAUGUCCUGCCAGAUUCCAUUGACUGGAGGACCAAAGGUGCCAUUGGAGCCGUCAAAGAUCAAGGAAGAUGCGGGUGUUGUUGGGCAUUCUCAAGUGUUGGAGCAGUGGAAGCUAUAAACCAGAUAGUUACAAGUGACCUAAUCACAUUAUCAGAACAAGAAUUAGUAGAUUGUGAUACAUCUUACAGUCAAGGAUGCAACGGAGGCUACACGAAUGAUGCUUUUGAAUUCAUCGUUAGGAAUGGCGGUAUUGAUUCCGACAUAGACUACCCUUACAUCGGGAUGGAUGGAAUAUGCAACAAUAAUAAGAAAAGCAAAAAGCGUGGUUCGAUUGAUGGUUAUGAACAUGUUCCAAUGAACAAUGAGUCAGCAUUGCAAAUAGCUGUUGUAAACCAGCCUGUUUCUGUUUCUAUUGAUUCUAAUAGCCGGGAUUUCCAGCUCUAUGCCUCGGGUAUCUACAACGGUUCAUGUGGAAUAGAGUUGGACCAUGCUGUAGUCUUGGGUGGAUACGGGACCGAAGAUGGCAAGGAGUAUUGGAUUGUAAGAAACUCAUGGGGUGUAGAAUGGGGUGAACAAGGCUACAUAAGAAUGGAACGAAACAUAAAAGACGAAGAGGGUCAAUGUGGAAUUGCAAUGCACGCAUUGUACCCGAUCAAGAACGGUUACUCCAUCAAGAAUGGUUUGAACUUACCUAAAGAGGCGACCGUCUUUGUUCCUUUCUUGUUUCUUUUCUUGUUGGAGGUUUCCUUGUCAUUCAUCUAGCAUUUCUCAUAUCUUAAUUUGCCAAAUUAUAUAUGUUUUAGAUGUUAGACCUCAAUUCUAAAACAAAUUUUCAUUUCCUUC